UUAAUAAUCUCAAUGAUGGCAAUCUUUGGGAGAUAUAAUGGCUCUUGAGGAGACACAAGAUAAAUGCGUGUGUUCAUAAAUAUAGGCUGAAUCCCCUACUCACCAGUCAGUCCAUUGAGACUCCAAGUCGCGUGAACAUCUGAAGAAGAUGGACGGGGGUAGAGGUGCUUUUGUUAGGCAGUACACAGCAGCAUUUUCCGGCACAUUGAUUAUGGUCACAUCAGCCGCUAUCUAUGGCUGGACUUCACCCACACUCCCCAAACUCCUCGCUGACGAUUCUCCAAUUCCCACGACGCGCGAUGAGAGUUCAUGGAUUGUUUCCUUUAUGGUGAUUGGCUCUCUGUUGGGGCCCUUCAUUUCAUUCUUUAUCGUAGACAGAUUUGGACGUAAGAUUUCCCUUCUCGUGGCCACAAUUCCCGUGAUAAUUGGCCUCAUUUUAGUACUCGUGGCUACCUCACCAGCUAUCCUCUAUGUAUCAAGGAUUUUCUGUGGCAUCACCUACGGCAUGGCGUACAUGGUGAUGCCAAUGUAUCUGGGAGAGAUUUCAUCAGAUAAAAUUCGUGGAUCCAUUGGGACGUUGCUAACAGUGAUGGCCAAAUUUGGGAUACUCUAUGUUUAUGCCUUUGGACCGUAUGUAUCCAUAACGCUACUCGCAUGGAUUCUCCUUAUUCUUCCAGCUCUCUUCAUUGCAACAUUCAUCUGGCUUCCAGAGUCUCCGUACUUCCUGCUGCUGCGCAAUCGCCAAGAUGCUGCCGAGAAGAGUCUCAAGUGGUUCCGACAAACUGAUGAUGUCUCCCAGGAGAUCACGCAAAUGAAUGAAUCCGUGAAGAAGGCUCAAGCAAAUCGUGCCACACUCCGAGAACUUUUCACCGUUGGCAAUAGGAGAGCUUUGAUCAUUGUCUGGGGUAUGGGAGCAUGUCAGCAACUUUGUGGCAGUCAAGCUGUCAUUGCGUACUCCCAGGAGAUCUUUGAGGAGGUUGCAAAUGGCCUUAGUGGCAGUGAAUCCGCCAUUAUUAUGGCCGUUGUGCAACUCAUCACAGCUGCUCUUUCAUCCUCAAUUGUUGAUCGUAUGGGACGAAGGCCACUCCUCCUUCUCUCCACAGCCGGUGUAACAGUUUGCAACGUUGUCGUCGGACUCUACUUCUUCCUCCUCCACAAGGGUGUGAAUCUGGAUGCACACGCCUGGCUUCCAAUAACCUUCCUCAUGAUUUUCAUUGUAAUGUACACCAUUGGUCUGGCCACGGUACCCUUUGCCCUGCAAGCUGAACUCUUUCCCACCAACAUUAAAGCUCUUGCAACAGGAUCCGUGGUCAUUGUUGCCCUGGCAAUUAGUUUUGGUGUCCUUAAGCUGUAUCAGGUUGUCUCCGAUGGACUUGGGAUGCAUGUUACCUUCUGGGGAUUUGCCGUAUUUUCCCUUGCCUUCGUCAUCUUCACGUACUUUCUCAUCCCCGAGACAAAGGGACGAUCACUCGAUGCCAUCAUACAAGAUAUGAAUGCCCCAUCGAGCAAAGGAAACGAUAAAAAAGACAAAAAUGACGAGACAGAGAAUAAAGAACAAAUUUCGUAGUUGAUGCGUUUUCGUACGACCACCACUGUUUACUACAAAUUCAUUUUAAUAACGAUAUACUAACAAUAACAUUGAAAAAAGCAAUAAUUUACUGUUUGUUGCAUGUAAAUUGAACCCAAUUACCAUUUAGGAGCUCAUUAGAAAAGAAAAGAACUUCUUGCAAAAGGCUCAAAAGCAAAUAUCUGUCCUUCGCUCCAACACAUCGAGGGCAACAGGUGGCAUGAGAUUGGCCACUUUAACUUCUCUAAGGGAAUUUCUGUGUGAUUCAAGCGUACUGGCAUCCCGGAGUGUUUCAUGCAGGAGUAUUGCUGAGCCCCUUGGGAGAUUAAGUAGAAUACAUGAAUCAGCAAUACUACGAAAAGAAGAAGAGAAUUUUCAGAUAAAACAAUUAAAUGGGAUGUCUUUGGCCUCCUCAUGACGCACCUCUUAAAUUGUAACUCUGGCUUCCGGACGUACUGCCCGAAGAGUGGGAAAAGGUUGCGUGUCAUGUCAAAUUGGAAUUGUGCUGCACCCCCCGUUGAAAAUUUCGUAUUCAUAAUCAUGCUGUCCAAGAAGAAAUCAUCCAGUUGGUGCGCAAUGAGACGCAAGACAAUCCCAAAAAUAUUCGCAGACAGCUCCGUCUCGAGAUUAUGCAGCACCUGCAUCAUAAUGUGGAACAUCUCUCCAGCAGUUACGCUGAGAAUGAAAGGUUCCUUGGCAUUCUGUUCGGGCAUCGUGACCCACAAAUCAUGACGAUAUGGCAUUGAUUUUGCCUUUAUGUCAUCCACAACCUUCCCCGCAAGUUCCUUCACGAGCUUCCUCUGCCAGUGCUCGAGCUCCUCAACGGGCUUCUCGAACACCGAGCUAAUUUCCACCGCAUCGGGGCCCACAAGGGCAGCAUGGAGGUGCAAGUAGUGAACAUUUUCGCCCCAUUCACGCAAAACAGAUGUGAGAUAGUUGAUUGCAUUGAGGAUUUUUGUGUAGCCAAUGUUGGUGUUGUGCAGCUGCACCAACCGUCGUCGGAAGUUAUCAAUCAGUUCCAAUUGGAGCUGCAGGAAUUGCAAUCUGCAAAUUUUUGUUUUUUUUUAACAAAAGAAAAGUCUUUUCUUUAAGGAACUUUGGAGGAGUUUUAGGGAUUAAAAUGAAAUUAAAAAAAAUCUUUGAAGGACUUCUAUGAAAUUUCAAA
Messenger RNA from Lutzomyia longipalpis, 2732 nucleotides. RefSeq names its product facilitated trehalose transporter Tret1-like. The transcript has 3 exons. The record is from RefSeq and is a predicted model, not a curated record. Gene Ontology annotation, molecular function: sugar transmembrane transporter activity. Gene Ontology annotation, cellular component: membrane. Lineage: Eukaryota; Metazoa; Arthropoda; Insecta; Diptera; Psychodidae. Bases 149 to 1567 code for a protein of 472 amino acids. Gene Ontology annotation, biological process: carbohydrate transport; transmembrane transport.